AUGUUGGCAGAAUUGUAAGCAAAAUAGACUAAAUUGGCCUUGCAAAGAAUGACUCCAGAAGAGAGAGCAGCUUUUGAAGCUAAGAAUAAGCCGCCUCCUCCACCCACUAAUUCUGCAGAUUUCUAAGCUAAACUUGCCAUGCUCAAUUAAUAAGAACCAGGACUUGCAUAAUCAUAACAAACAGCCCCUCCUAAUACUCAAGUCAUAGUGAAUAAAGCUGCUCCUCCUCCUCCCCCACCUCCACCACCUCCUCCUCCUCCCAAAGGAGCUCCACUUCCUCCACCUCCUAAACCUCCUGGUCCUCCUGCUGCUAAAUCAACAACCAAUCCACCUAACUCAACUCCAACAAAGCCAGCCUAUUAACCUCCUCCACCUGUGUAGAACCUACCUCCUCCUCCACCACCUCCACCUCCUCCUCCAGCUAAACAAAACAUAAUGCCUCCUCCACCGCCGCGACCAGUAUAAUAAUAAUUUUAAGUUCCCGCUUAAUAAUAAAUGUAAUAAGCAGGCAACGUUACAAAUUGUCAGAAUCUAGGUUCAUAAAAGUAAUAAUCAAAUGAUGCACCUCUUCCGGUUACAAAAAACCAAGGAGAAGUUGUGGGGGAUACCAAGUAAGUCGAAAUUCAUGAACUUCAAACAGAUAAAAAAUAAAAGAUUGGACUCAAUUACUUUGUAGUUAUUGGUGGUGUUAAUUUGUAAGAAUCGCUAUAAGCAACUACAUUUGAAAAUAUUGAUAAAAUUAACCAAUUAACUGCGCCUUCUUUAAAUGAAAAUAGGCAUCCAGAAUUCUAUUCUAUCAAAAAAGGAUUCAGAAAAUUGGAUUAGAAUCCUAACUAAGCCGUGAUUUACUUUUCAAACUCAGAUACAAAAUAAGUAAAAGUUACCAGAAAUUUUGAAAAAUACCUGAAGAAUGACAAUAAUUCUUGGACAUGCAGUUAAAAUAAGGAACAUUUGUAAUUAUUAAAGAAGAAGUAUCGAAAGGAUAUUGAUAAAUACAAAGAAGAUUAACUUAAAGCCAUUUAAUUAGCCCUCUAAUAAGCUCUCUAAGAAACAAUUUAAGAAACAGUUGAAGAGAAUGUAUUGAAAGAAAUAGAUGAAAAUCGAUUUUAAGCAGCCAGUAAAAAGUUGUAAGAAAUAAUAAACAUUAAAGUGAGCAAUAAUGAUUACUCUUCCCUAUAAACAUUGCUUCCAUAGAUUCAAAAAUUUAAAGAUACUAAGUAGAUUUAUGAUGAAUUGAAUCCUGAGGCAAGAUAAGAUCUCGCAGGUACUUUAGAAUCCAUGAUGACGGCAAUAGAAUCGAUGAUUUUGUGA
Paramecium tetraurelia is the source of this 1311-nucleotide messenger RNA. RefSeq lists its product as uncharacterized. The transcript is spliced from 4 exons. Lineage: Eukaryota; Ciliophora; Oligohymenophorea; Peniculida; Parameciidae. The record is from RefSeq and is a predicted model, not a curated record.